CAGAGGAAAUAUAUACAUAAAACGGUCAUUAAAACUAGGUCGCAUUACCUUGGACCGCAUCGUUGCAUGGUACAGACUCACGGUGCAUUUUUUCAUAUAAAAGCAGCUGGUGAAACAUCAAACCGCGACAGAAUCAAACAAACUCCAAAAUGAACAAGAUCAUCAUCACUCUAGCCCUCUUGAUCGCUGUGACCGUGGCCGUGCCACAAGGAAGAAGAUUUGGCGGCGGUAGCUUUGGACGUCCCGUUGUGGGCCUCCGCCCCAUUGGUGGUUUCGGUGUAGGAGGAUUAGGUGGAUUUGGAGGCAGUGGAAGCGGUGCUGGUGCUGGAACAGGAUCUGCUGGAUUUGGAGGAGUUUCGGCUUCAGGAGUCGGCAUUUCAAGCGCCCAGAACGGUGGAUUCGGCUCAGGCAGUGGAAGUGGAGCUGCUGGAUCCAGCCUUUUCACCGGCCAGAACUUCGCCACUGGUACCGGUAGCGGACAAAGCUUCGGCAAAUAAUUUCUCCAAUGUACUACAUACUUCCUAGCUGACGAAUAUUUGCAUGUCUUGUAAAAUACUUUUCGACAAUAAAUUUAUUGAAUACCAUA
This is a messenger RNA of Daphnia magna, 586 nucleotides long. RefSeq names its product glycine-rich protein 5. The record is from RefSeq and is a predicted model, not a curated record. Lineage: Eukaryota; Metazoa; Arthropoda; Branchiopoda; Diplostraca; Daphniidae.